AUGGCUACACUGUUCGCGCGCCCAUUGGCGGUCUCAACAAUCGCGCCCACCUCACCUUCGUCCCUCACGUCAAAAUCACCCUCAAAUGCCUCUGAUGCUGCCACUGCUGUCACGACCAGCGCGCUGCCGACUCGCCAUCUACCGUUCUGCUCGCCCGGACCGCAUCCAGCCUCACGCCCACAACUUCACACCCCACCUUCCACUCCACCAGACUCCAUCUCAUCCUCAAAGGCAAUCACCUCACGCUUACAUCCUGUCGAACGAUUCGACCGCAUCGUGAGCGAUCCGCCCAUCUAUGCGAUCACCUCCGAGGCCUUGUCGCAAGCGUAUGCACAUCUAGCAAAUCAACCCCUGCCGGCCACCCAACAGGUCUUUCCUUGGCUCCAUGGCCUACAUCCGGACAACUACUUCCAACUCGGCUUCUUUGGUGCUCGUCGGGCCUCUCAUCGCAGAACACCAUCAUGUCUGCGUACAAUGACGGUUGUCAAGACCGGCGGCGACUUGUCACAUAGCAAGCUCAAAGGCGCCAUCGCUCCCGAGGAGAUCUUGAAAGUCAGCGAUGGUCCUAUAGGUCCUGAAGAUGAUGGCCCUGUCUUCACGCCGGACUUUCUUGACAACGAUCCACAUGAGGGGUUCGGGGUGCGCAACUUUCAGAUUCAGACGGCGAAACUCGCGACUGUCAGUGAUAUUGUCGUCUACGCCGACCCAUCUGCUACCCAGACCGAAAUCGUUAGCGUCGCCAUGACUAUCUCACAGGCGCAGGAGCGUUGGGCGAAUCGACUGGAUCGAUCAGAAUCUGAGACAAUGCGGCAAUUCAACACCUUCAUAUUAAUCGAUGACUUCCCCACAUUUCAAGAGCGAUGUCCUCAUCUUGUUGCCGUUGGAUCAGACGGAUGCUUGACAGGUCAGGUCAUGGACUUUUUCCAUCGCGAGCGAUAUGAGAUGUACACCAUGUCCACCGCUACCGAGAUCGCAAACAAUGUCUGGCUCGGGCCUACCCCGGAUUCGACUUUAGAUGGUUCUUCCGAGAACCAGAGCGAUCGCCCUGAAUUUGACAUCCUGAUAGGCUGUCAUGACGGUGCGGCAAUGCCACGAGGUGUCCAUUUCAAAUUGGCCGAACGCCAGCUCGAACAGAGAGAAUCCUGUUCCAGCAGCGACAAGGAUAACGUCGUCGACGACCUGGAAUUCCCGGCUUCGGGUGCUAUCCUCCCGCCUACUUGGGGCAAUGACGAAGUUGGCCGUCUACUCGACACUUGCCGGUGGAUUCACAACCAAGCCAACCGUCGUUCAUUGAAACGCCGACGUGACAGCAAGUUUUCCGCAGGUCGGGAUCGCCCUUUCAGCAGCAGCAGCAGUGAUGUCCCUGAUGCCGACGGCGACCGCCCAAUGACAGCAAGUCAAGACAACAUCAAAGACAACCAAUCUAGUGGCCGACAGGUCCUCAUUCAUUGCUACGACGGCUACACGGAAUCUUCGCUACUGGCACUCGCGUAUUACAUGUUCGCGCAUGGCGUUCGUGUACAUGAUGCCUGGCUCCAGCUUCAUCGCGAACGUGGCCGAAAUUUCUUCGCGUAUCCCUCCGACGUCCAGCUGUUACGCGUCGUUGAGCAUUGUAUCCUCUUCGCUUCGCCUGCUUGCAAGCCCAACAACAGCACUUCUGUGCCCUCGAGUCCUUGUGCUUCACCUUCCCUCUCCGAUACCACCUCGCCUCCUCUCACUCCUUUCGGAACAUCAUCGUUCUCAGCAGAUGCUGCCACCACUAACGAUCGUGUGAGCAAGUGUGUCUCAUCUGUAAAUCAGAGAUUGUCAGCCAUUCCAUCUUACACAUCAUCGCCGACCCCUGCCUGGCUCGAUAAGAUGGACGGUUCGCUACCGAGUCGAAUUCUGCCAUACAUGUAUCUCGGAAACCUCGCUCACGCCAACAAUCCAUCGCUGCUAAAAGCUAUGGGUAUCGGCCAGGUUCUAAGCGUGGGCGAGAAUAUCAACUGGACCCGGCUAGUGACACCUACGGAAGACGAAGCUUCUGAUGACGAUGAACACGGUCAGGAAAACGGCGAAUACAACGGCUGGCUCCGUGAGAGUCUUCGUUUUGUGGAUGGCGUACAGGAUAACGGCGUCGAUCCGUUGAUGGAAGAGUUGGUGAAAUGUCUGGAUUUUAUCGAAAAUGGUCGCAAGCAGGGCAUCGCCACCCUCGUCCACUGUCGAGUCGGAGUAUCCCGCUCUGCCACCAUUUGCAUCGCCCAUGUCAUGGCCGCGCUCGAUCUCAGCUUCCCACGUGCGUACUGCUUCGUUCGAGCAAGGAGGUUGAACGUCAUCAUUCAGCCACACUUGCGAUUUGUCUAUGAAUUGCUCAAAUGGGAGGAAUUCCUCGGCGAGAACCGACACAAGCGCGAACAACAAGAUCGCGAUGUCGAUGACGACGGCAACGACACUGCCCCCUCGAAUGAUUCCGUCGCUCUUCUACAUCCGCGUCGAGAGCUCGAGUGGGCUUCCGUGGCGAGGGAGAUUGCUGCGAUGAACAAGCCUUACGCCAAGCAGUGA
Dissoconium aciculare CBS 342.82 is the source of this 2541-nucleotide messenger RNA. RefSeq lists its product as uncharacterized. The transcript has 4 exons. The record is from RefSeq and is a predicted model, not a curated record. Lineage: Eukaryota; Fungi; Ascomycota; Dothideomycetes; Mycosphaerellales; Dissoconiaceae. Gene Ontology annotation, molecular function: protein tyrosine/serine/threonine phosphatase activity. Gene Ontology annotation, biological process: protein dephosphorylation; nuclear DNA replication. Bases 1 to 2541 code for a protein of 846 amino acids.